Linderina pennispora is the source of this 1002-nucleotide messenger RNA. Its product is annotated as phosphoglycerate mutase-like protein. The record is from RefSeq and is a predicted model, not a curated record. The transcript has a single exon. NCBI's taxonomy places the organism in Eukaryota, Fungi, Kickxellomycota, Kickxellomycetes, Kickxellales, Kickxellaceae. Bases 156 to 971 code for a protein of 271 amino acids.
GGCCGUGGUCGUGGAAAAGCCGACGGUGUCCGGCAGACGACCAGAAACCAAAGCGAGGCAGCGCGCAGUAGACACACGCAGCUCUCCUCUCUAGUACUCAGUUUUAGACACCAUGGACUCCUCUCACCACCGAACAGAUUGAGCUGCCCUCUGGCAUGCUCACCUGCUACUUUAUCCGCCACGGCGAGCGCAUCGACCACAUUGACGACGAGUGGGCAAAGACCGCAACCACCCCCUACGACCCGCCCCUGACUGCCGACGGCCACCAUCAAGCCCGCAAGACCGGCAAUCUUAUCUAUGACCUUGAAAUCGAGGCUGGCAGUGCCCUGCCCUAUGCAAAGGACAUCAUCUCCCAGACCUCGUACCACGUCGUCACGUCGCCGUUCCUGCGCUGUGUGCAGACGUCCGACAGUCUGUUUCAAGGCUUCCGUACCAGGGCCAAAUCCGUGCAGUGGAAUGUGGCUGUGGAACCCGGUCUGUCGGAGCUCAUGAACGACCAGUACUUUGACGAGCAGGUGCCAAGCACCAUCAUCGAUCAGCGGCGCGCCGAGAUUAAGGCUGGCGAGGUCUGCAGGGACAUGCAGCAUGACGCGAGGUAUGUGGAGGCGAGCCAGAGCCUGCCAGUGUAUCCCGAGAACUUCCAGGAUAUGAUGGCCAGGUUUGUGUCGACACUGGACCGCACUGGCACAUACUUUGCCAAUGAAAUGUACAAGGAGGACUUGUGUUCAUUUGGUCCGCCCAGGCGCCGUGUUGUCGUGUUUGUCACGCAUGGGGCUGGCAUCAACUCGCUGAUCUGGGCCACGACUUCCAAGUACGGCCGCAACGAUGCUGACUAUUGCUGUCUGACACGCGCCAAGCUGGCUGCACGGCGGGAUGCUCGCCCGCUGCUGGAUUUCGGCACCUCUCGCAUCUCGUCAUUCAUAUGGAAUGUCGACUACAGGGCAUAUAACAAGCACUUGGCUGUAUUGUAAUAUCUACGAGGACUAUGUUUCCCGUUCUUUU